This is a messenger RNA of Micromonas commoda, 927 nucleotides long. RefSeq lists its product with no specific name. Lineage: Eukaryota; Viridiplantae; Chlorophyta; Mamiellophyceae; Mamiellales; Mamiellaceae. The transcript has a single exon. The record is from RefSeq and is a predicted model, not a curated record. The coding region runs from base 1 to 927 and encodes 308 amino acids.
AUGGAGCUCUGGCCAGGAGGCGAUACCAGCGGCGGGCGAUACCAGCCAUCUUGCUUUUUGUGUCUGGUACCGGCCACGCGGUGGCACCGCACUCGCCCGCGCACGACGAUCCGAUCGCGCGAGAUGUCUUCCCUCGUCAGCUUUUCCACGACGAUCGCCGCGGCCCGUCGGGCUCGUCCCGCCUCGUCCCCGCGCAAGGCGCUCCCGUCGUCACCGCGCCCUCGUUCGGCACCCCACCGGUCACCCACGUCAUCGCGCCCGGGGCUCGGCGCCGCGGCGGUGGAGGAGGUCGAGGCGACCGUCGCCGUGUUCGAUCCGCCGUGGUCCGAGCCCGGGUACAGGGGCGCGAAGGUAUCGUCCCUCGACGAGCCCCUCCAGACCGCCAGCGUGCUCGGGGUGUGGACGGGCAUCGGGGCCCUGACGGUCGCGUGGUGCGCGCACCUCGGCCCGGACCUGGAGCGCGCCCUUCCCACGGUCAUGUCGUGGUCCAGGGCCACGUGGCCGGUCAUAGGGCUGACGUACGUGGCGGCGGGUGCGGCGCACUUCGCCCUGCCGCAGGGUUUCAAGGACAUGUUCCCGCACAAGGGGGCGUGGGGCUGGUGGAACCUGCCGGGGUCGCCCGAGUUUCACGUCGCCUGGACGGGCGUGGCUGAGAUUCUCGGCGGCCUCGGGAUGGCCUCCGGAGCGUUGUGGUUCGUCGACACCCCCGACUGGCUCGCGCCGACGUCGGCGUACGGUCUGUUCCUGCUCACGCUGGCGGUCACCCCCGCCAACACGUACAUGUUCACGCACAACGCGCCGGGUCCCCUUCCCGAAGACGCGGACGAGUCCAUGCAGGUGCUGCCGUGGUACGGGCACUGCGCCAGGGGCGCGCUCCAGGUGUUCCUGCUCGCCACCACCUGGGGCGUGGCGCACCCGCCGCACUAG